Molecule: messenger RNA, 1194 nt
Organism: Exophiala oligosperma
Lineage: Eukaryota; Fungi; Ascomycota; Eurotiomycetes; Chaetothyriales; Herpotrichiellaceae
Exons: 6
Coding region: 1-1194 (397 amino acids)
Source: RefSeq, a predicted model, not a curated record
AUGUUUUCACACUGCCUCAAUCUUCGCUGGCAUGUCGCCUGGCUUCUCAUUCAAACGUCAGCUGGCAGUUUUGUUCAGUUCUAUGAUAGAUCGUCCCAGCUAGGAUUCGCGCUGUCCACGCUACUUGAGAACAAUGGCAAUCCCGAUAAAUUACUCUUCCAACUGCGUGUACCUUCCGACGCUGGCUGGGGAGGCAUCGGCACCGGUAUUAGAAUGGACGGGUCGCUGAUGUUUAUCCUCUACGCAUCUACCAAUCCAGGAGACGUGACAGUAAGUGUUCGGACCGCAAAUGGCCACGGCACCCCAGACGCCUUCGGAGAACUUGGAUAUAACGUCGUCAAUACCUCAAAUGAAGGUGGAACUCUGACAGCAGACAUCAAGUGUCUGAAUUGUACAAAAUAUUCGAGGAAUCCCAUUGACACUGCGUCUUCGGCACAACCGUGGAUCUGGGCCAUUGGCCCCGGUGAUCCGGUGACAUCGAACUCACAGGACGCCGACAUAAACAAGCAUUCCCAUUAUGGUGUCUUCUUCACUGAUAUGACCAAAAGCGUUACAACGGGUUCCAAUAUACCCUUGAUUUCCGGCACGUCCAAUAUCCACGCCAGGGCUCAGCCAGGGUAUACCCACGACCUGGUCGUCCUGCAUGCUGUACUGCUGGGUCUUGCAUUCGUGAUAGCAUUUCCACUGGGUACCCUCGCUCUGAGGGUGUUUCGAUCGUUCAAGAUUCACUGGAUCGCGCAAAUCAUCAGCUUGGCCGCGUCAGUCAUUGGCUUUGUGGUGGCAAUCGCACUCAGUAUUCUCGGCAUCGAAUGGGAGCAUUUUUCUGCGGCUCAUCAGAUCAUCGGUAUCCUCGUUGUGGCUCUAGCUCUGGGACAGGGUCUGCUGGGCUAUUGGCAUCACAUGCAGUACAAAAAGUUGGGCAAAAGAACCUUCGUGUCGUACGUGCACAUUGUGCUCGGCAGGGGUGUUAUUUGGGUCGGCAUGGUCAACCUCGUGCUGGGUUUCUUGCUUGACGAUUCUACGGGAUUGGCGGCCGGUGCGGGUGUCGUCUCGGCAGUUGCAGUGGCGGUAAUGGAAGGCGGUUUGUUCUGGACCCGUCGACGUCCUCUUCCAAAGUCGGCCGCUUCCAGUACGACGAGUGUGCCGCUGAAUGCCUAUGGCGGCGGAGACGACCCAGCUAGCAAUCAGAAGUGA